Messenger RNA from Drosophila mojavensis, 3388 nucleotides. RefSeq names its product mediator of RNA polymerase II transcription subunit 15. Gene Ontology annotation, molecular function: zinc ion binding; transcription cis-regulatory region binding. The transcript has 3 exons. NCBI's taxonomy places the organism in Eukaryota, Metazoa, Arthropoda, Insecta, Diptera, Drosophilidae. Gene Ontology annotation, biological process: regulation of transcription by RNA polymerase II. The record is from RefSeq and is a predicted model, not a curated record. Gene Ontology annotation, cellular component: nucleus. The coding region runs from base 363 to 3029 and encodes 888 amino acids.
AUUCUGCAGUCGACAGAAGAAGACAAAAGCAGGAACAGCACCACUGCGGUUGCACAGAAAUUUCAUUCAUCGAAUUUUUAUUAAUUUGGUACUGGUCGAAGUCUAGUUAUUUCAUUUCCUUGCCAGAAUAACCAACUGGUGCACCAUUUGUUUUUGUUUCGCAUCAUUUCAAAACAAACUCGUGCUUUAGUGCUUAAAAUGUGAAAUAAAAUGAGUUUUUCGCAUUGAAAUCGCGUGACGCGGCCAUAUUUAAAAAAUAAUUUAAUGUCCAAUGCAGUGCAAAGUCGAAGCGAGGCUACAUAAAUUAUAUAAAUAGUGCUUGGAAAGAAACUUCAAUUGAAGGAUUUAUCGAAGCCGUCGCCAUGAUGGACCGUAAAAAGGUACUGGAAUUGGACAAAAUCUGCCGCUUAUGCAUUUCGGAGCGCAAGGAAAUGCGUCCGCUGUUCAGUGAAAAAGUACCGGAAAUGCUGAUGGAUUGCACCAGUGUGCGUGUCGAGCCCACCGAGGGCUGGCCCGACAAAAUCUGUGUGCAAUGCGUCCAUGCAGUCAGUCGGAAUCAUGCAUUUAAGUCGCUUGUCGAGCGUAGCGACAAAGAGCUCCGUGAAUAUAUAAAGAGCUUGACGGUACGCCUCGGAAUGGAUGAGUCGCUUACCCCACAAGAGCGCAAGCAGCAGAAGCUGCUGCAAAAACAGUUCAAGCAUCAGCAGCAGUUAGAGGAGCAGCACCAAAAACUGGAGCAGCAAAUACUGCAGCAACAGCAGCAAUUGCAACAGCAACAGCAACAGGAGCAACAACAACAACAGCAGCAGCAACAACAACAGCAACAGUCACCUAUAUAUCUUCUACAACAGCCACAUCAAUUACAACAGCAGCAGCAGCAACAUCAGCCGAAGCCCAAGAACAAACUGAAACCACUGCAAAGAAAGGGCAGCUCGCGGCAGUCAAAGAAACACCAGGAAAUGGUUCACCUUCUACCGGAGCCAGCGCCUCCGCCGCCACCACCACUACUCCAACAACAGCAGCAGCCACAACAGCAGAUACAACAAAUUCAGCUGCCAACGCUGCAGCCGGCGCCGGCGCAACUGAUGCCAACAACGACGGCACAGCAAAUCCUCUUGCCGAAUGGACAGUUAAUAACGACCCAAAUAGUGACGCCGCAGCUGGCGCAGAUUAUCAGCCCUCAAACGACGGCAUCGAAUGCCGCAGCGUCGGCACAGGCUCAAUUUCUGCCCCAGUUGCUGCAGGCGCCCAAUGGCCAAACGUUACAAAUUGUUCAGCAGCCGAACGGCACACAGACGCUACAGCUGGUGCAGUUGGUGUCGCAGCGAAGCAUGGCGCCGGCGAUAACGACGACCACGACAACGGACAUGUGCACGACGAGCAAUGGAGCUUCGUUAGCCGAUGCGGAUGUCCAGCUGCUGCACGAUGGCGAAAUGGACGAUGAGGAUCUGGACGAGGUCUACGAUCACUUGGACGGCAAGGGCCACACCUUUGAGACAAUAGUCCUGGACGAUGAUCAGCAGCAAGACUUUCUAAAGGAUCAAAAUCGUCAAGUGCUCAUCGACGAGGAAUACACGCAAAGCGACACACAGGAGCAGGAGACAGACGAAUACUUUGACGAGCAGCUGCUGGACCACGAGGAUGGGGUCAAGCACGAGGAUGACGAUGAUGAUAAUUUCAUCAUAGAGGAGAUUCAAUUAGAUGAGGACGAUAUGCUUGAGGAUGCGGAUGGAGAAGUCGAUGGCGAUGGCAUGACGAACGUGGACGAAUGCGAGUAUAUAACCGAUGACCAGGACCACGGCCUCGGCGGCGAUGUCGAUGAUGAGCUGCACUAUGCCAUAAUGGAGCCGCCCGAUGGCGAUGUCAGCGCCAGCGACAUGGAUCAGGCUUUCAUAGAUGUCGAGCAGCAGCAGCAGCAGCAGCAGCAGCAACAACAACAACAACAACAACAACAACAGUUGCAGGAGCAGCAACAACAGCAGCAGCAGCACCAGCAACAGCAGCAGCAGCAAUCUGUGGACCUGCAGAGCAUAUCGUUGGAGAAUGCUGUCGUAGAGUUUGGACAGGAUGCAUUGGUCGCACCCACGUUACAUGUCAACAGCACGCCCAGUCCCACGCCCAGUUCAGCGAAACGUGCGCGUCGUGGCAACACGCAAGCGCAAUCACAAUCGCAAGCGCAACUGGUGGAGACUCCGUGUAACCACCAGCAUAGUCCGCCCACCAUAAGCAGCAAGCUGGCGGCGGCCAAUUCGCGGCAGCUGGUGCAGACGGCGUCAGUGAUAGCAGCAGCCGGGGCUGAUGACAAUUACGAGAUCGAUGCGAAUCUUGUGACGGAAUUCAUCAGGCAGCAUACAUCACCUUUGGGCUCGGGCCGUUACAUCUGUCACCUGUGCAGUACGGAGUUCCGGCAAUUCAAGGGCUUGCAGAGUCACAUGCACUCGCACACCAAUUGGAUACGGGCCAAUUGCAAGAAGCAGCCCCAGUGCGAGAUCUGCCUGAAGAGUUUCAAGGGGCCGGGCAUGCUGCGCAUGCACAUGAAGACGCACGACGCGGAGACGAAUACGCCGCUGUGCAACAUCUGCAAUCGUACUUUCAAAUCGAAGGCGAUACUCUACAGGCACCGGCAGACGCAUCAGCAGCGCGCCUAUUGCUGCGGCGUGGCCAACUGCCGCAAGAAUUUCUCCAAUGCGGCCAAUCUGCGAUGGCACGUGGAGCGCAAGCAUCCGGAAUGCGUUGAGCCGCUCUAUAAGUGCGGCGAAUGCUCCACCCUGUACGACCACAUCGACAGCCUGCAGCAUCAUGUGGAGAAUACAGAUCAUGGCAGCAAUGCCAGCGAAGCACAAACAAUUAUCACCAACAGCUCCAAUGCGGCAUUCAGCGGUGCCGUUAGCAUUGUUAGCAAUGGCACCGACAUGUCCAGCAUGAUAGCCGCCGCACCGAACGCCCUCAGUGGCACAACGGCCACUGGUGAUACGCAUGCCGUUGUCGUCGGCUCAUCCGGGGAGAUGUACUUCGUGACGCAGGCGUAGCCAACGCAGUUCGCCGACAUUGCCGGCAACUCCGAGUGCCUGCUCGGCAUGUAAAUCCUAAACAGGCAUCUAGAUGUAAAGAGAGAAUAACUAAAUACACAAGCAUAUAUAUAGACAUAUAUACUGACAUAAAUAUAUAUAUUUUUAUACUACCCCAUAGGCUAUGUAUACGUAAAUAUAGUUUGUACACAUACAUACACACUCUCACAUCCACAUCCACACCCACACAAACACCUUGCAAUCCUAGUUGUCUGUCAAUGUAGAUCGUUCGUAGUACUCGAAUUUUUGAUAUGGCAUUCAAAGUGUAAAAUAUUAAUUCAUAGAAAAGCCGUUCUUAGGCAUAAGUUUUUAGGUUUUAG